Hylaeus anthracinus is the source of this 1537-nucleotide messenger RNA. Its product is annotated as protein EFR3 homolog B-like. Bases 5 to 1522 code for a protein of 505 amino acids. Gene Ontology annotation, cellular component: plasma membrane. Gene Ontology annotation, biological process: protein localization to plasma membrane. Lineage: Eukaryota; Metazoa; Arthropoda; Insecta; Hymenoptera; Colletidae. The transcript has a single exon. The record is from RefSeq and is a predicted model, not a curated record.
AGUAAUGAUUUCAGAUCAGAAACUAAAAAGCAAAAUAGAAUAUUUACAUACAGUAUGUUCCAUGAUGCUUUCACAUUCGCUACGGGAUCAAGAUAAAAUACUGAACAAUAUAAUAACUAUAACGAAAAGUGCAUUACAAGAGCAAUUAUUAACCUACGAACCCAACGUUAUCAUUAUAUGUGCGCUUAAACUUUUUUUAUAUUAUGACGAAAAUUUGUCCUACACUGGAAAUCUAUGCGAAUGGAAACGUCGAAAAAAACGUCGUCUUGCGAAAGAAUGUUAUAAUAGUUUAUUGCAAAUAUAUAUUCCUAAAAAAUCUAAGGAAAUUCUUGAAGCAGUGCUAGACAUGAUUUACGAAGACAAGCUUUGGGAGUUUGAAACUUUUUGUUUUGAAGUUAUGUGCAAUCUGUUGGAAUGUGGUCUUAGUGGAGCAUUAAUGAUUCAUGCGAUAUGGGACAAAAUUGAAGCUCCAAAUAUGAAUAUAGAAGACACAAGAAAAAUCAUAAGAAUAUUGUAUGAACUGUUAGAUAUUUAUAUUUGGCCAGGUACUCAUGAUACCGUAUUAGUCAUUGAAAGAAUUUUAAAUCUCUUCUACAUCAGUGUGACUACUACACAAUUUAAUAAUUCUAUAUCAUACGCAAUGCUAAAAAAGGGCCUUGAAGUUUGUAUCAUAAAUAUAGUCAAACAUAUAUGCAACGAUCAUCUUCUCAUCAUAAUACAACAUAUGUGUUCGUGGGCUGUUGAAGAAGGAACGACUGAUGAAAUUAUUUUAGAAUUUGGUAGUACACUUGAAUAUACAUCUUACAUGCAUGAAGUAACGCUAUAUGAAAAAACCUUAACACCAAAGAUAUUCCCAUUGUUGAUGAAAAUGAUAGGAUCAAAAAGUAAAAUAACGAGUUUAUUAGGAAAUAGAGUUAUUCAAUAUUUACUUGAUCGGAAGGACAAUAAAAUCAAUUUUGAUACGCCUAAAAUAUUUUUUGAGGACACUCAGUUUGAUCUCACGAUAAGUGAGUGUUUUAAAGAAGAUAAACUAUUCUGCAAACUUCAUCGAGAGAUUCUGCAUGACAGUCUUUUAAAGAGUAUUAUAAGUCAUUGUUCGUCGCGUAUGAAUUUGGAAACAACAUAUUGUACAAUUUGUUUGAUUGCAAUAGAAAUUCCAUGUGGAUUUACUGCAGCAGCUAUAGUUUGUCUAAUAAUGAACUUACAAGACUUAACUUUAAAACAACAUAAAGAUAAUCCCGAAGUGUCCUAUCACUUGCAUGCUACAGUAAUAGCAAUUAUGUCUCUCUUGUGUUGGAUUCAUAAAGCUAGAGUAUUUUACGAGUAUGUAAAUAAAAUUAUGUUGGAAAGGGCACAAUGGGCUCCACACCUAAAUCCGCCUUUUCAAUCUCAAUAUAAUUUUGCAGCACAUCAUAUUCUAUGGAAUAAACCAGAUUUAUUUUUCGUAGACUGGGAAGCUCGUUAUGGCUUAUGGAAAUGUUUUCGUUUGCGUAGAAAUGAGGACGAUGAAGACGAUAUAUAACUAUAUGUUGAAUAU